Molecule: messenger RNA, 777 nt
Organism: Asparagus officinalis (garden asparagus)
Lineage: Eukaryota; Viridiplantae; Streptophyta; Magnoliopsida; Asparagales; Asparagaceae
Exons: 2
Coding region: 321-704 (127 amino acids)
Source: RefSeq, a predicted model, not a curated record
UCUCACGGUAAGCAGAGUUGCCUCACCCAAAACAAACUUCAUCUAUCUUCUAUUAUUUCAACCUCUUCGUAUAAAAUUCCUCCCUUUUCCCUUCAAUAUCAUCACAACCAGGAAUCAAAUGGCACAAAGAAGUUCAAAACUCGCUCUAGCCCCCAUCAUCAUCGCCCGUAACAUUAAGUUGUUCUUUGGCUCAACCGCCACGUCAACCUCCGAUUAUUAGUCUUCAACCUUGCAUUGGAUUCGUUACGAGUAACUCACCGGUUCCAACCUCUCAAUGCUGACCUGAGCUUGCAAGUUUGGUGCAGACUCAAGCACACUGCAUGUGUGCAUUCCUUAAUAUUGCUGCAUCUCAACUUCCAUUGCCUGUGAACCAAACUCAGGCUAUCAUUCUUCCUGGUGCUUGCAACAUCCAGGCUCCACCACUUAGCCCGUGUAACGCUGCAUCUACAGCAUCAGCUGGAUCAUCACAAGGAGCUUUGGCACCAGAUUCUCCGGCAACACAGACGGAUGCGAGCAAUCCAUCAAAUCCCUCGACAACAGGUGUCCCUGCAUCUAGAGGUGGAUCAAAAACAGGCCAGAAUAAAGAAAAACAGUCAUCAUCAGCCAUAAGCUCUACCAAGUUCUCCCUUUUGUUUUCCUUCUUCCUUUUUGUCGCUUCAUCCUUCAUUAGCUUCAACACCAACUACUGUAUUGUGAAUCUGUGAUCCUUUGUCUUGUAUCUAUGUAUAUCUGGAACUUGGGUACUAGUGGUUUAGGAAACACUCUGUUUGAGCCAGC